UGUCCAUUGUCUUCAACUGCUGCAGGGAAAACGUGGUGGAAUGUGCUCCCCUAAAUCCAACCCAGCCAGUAGUGUUUGACCCUCAAGGGUUUCUGCAUAUAUACAGGUUGGGUAGAGUCUCUGAGAAGUAAAGAAUGGAGCAGAGCAGGCAAACUUUGAUGCAAUUGUGAGUUUCAGAGGUAUGUUUUGACUUCUAAUUGUGAGUUUCAAAGAUUCUGAAUGUCAUGACCAUCAGGUAUCUGAAAAUGGUUUUCUAGCUGAUUUGCCAUUGCCAGAACAUGAAAAGCCGAGGUUCAUAGAAAGCAUGGCACAGAUGCAUUCUAUGUGGAUAUCAGUGAAGAAAAAUAUCAACUGUAAAUGCAGGUUGACAGAUGUAAUUUGCCACCUACCACAACCAGCUAAUUGCAAAGGCAGCCACUUUCACAAGUCGGAAACUGGGCUCACUCCGCUCACUCCUCAACGAAUCUUGUGUGCCAAGCAAUAUCUUAUAUCUACUAUGCAGAAGCAAAAACGGUUUCAUGAACUGGAGGCUGGAAACCCAUCGAGGAACAUAAUUGAGAUGAUCUUUCGAGCUGCUUCUAAAAAUCCAUCAAAGCAUCCCCGGUUAAUAAAGAGAGUCAUAAGAGUGAAGAACACAAUAGAUGUCUUGGAUAGAUUUGAGAAGUACAGAGAGGCGGUGAAGAGCAGGUCCUGUGAGAUGUGUAAGAGUCACCCAAGAAGCAUGGUGGAUGGAAACGAAUUAAUGCAAUUCUAUGGCACAACAAUGACCUGCUGUAACAACAAAGAGAGGACAAAAAUAUCUGACCUUUGCAAAGACCCCAAUUGCCGUGUUUGUAGGCUAAUUCAAACCGGUUUCAACACUUCAUACAACAACAAAAAUGGGAUCCGGCUCAGUACAAACAGCGAUACCCUUAGUGAGGAUACAACCGUAAUCUCUAACAGGAAAAAAGCCAAGAGGGCAGUGAUAGUUUGCCGCACCAUUGCUGGCAUAGUAGAGAAGGAUCAAGACUUGCUCGAAGAAGAGCACGAUUCAGUUGGAAAUGGAGUGGAUACAAAGCUAGAAUAUUUAACUGUAAAAGACCCUAGUGCUGUACUCCCGUGUUUUGUUAUAGUUUUCUGCUGACUAUCCUUGUAUAACCAUCCAAACCUUUCUUGUGUCGCUAAACAGUAUCUACAAAAUUCAUGUGUGUGCCGCAUUUAUACUUGCUACUACACUUAGACUAGAAAA
Molecule: messenger RNA, 1228 nt
Organism: Ipomoea triloba (trilobed morning glory)
Lineage: Eukaryota; Viridiplantae; Streptophyta; Magnoliopsida; Solanales; Convolvulaceae
Exons: 2
Coding region: 305-1123 (272 amino acids)
Source: RefSeq, a predicted model, not a curated record